AAGCCAGAACGUGCUCAAUGGGGUAGACAAUUAGAAUUCAUCUUUACACUAGUUGGAUAUGCUGUUGGUUUGGGAAACGUCUGGAGAUUCCCGUAUUUAUGUUUCAAAAAUGGGGGAGGUGCAUUCCUUAUUCCAUACAUCAUAUGUCUCGUGACCCUUGGAAUACCCAUAUUUGGAAUUGAAGUAGCCUUUGGUCAAUAUGGAGGAAAGGGUCCGAUAUCUAUCUGGGAUCAUUCCAGUCCGGCUUUUAAAGGUUUGGGAAUGGCUGGUAUACUUGUGAGUGGUAUAAUAUGUAUAUAUUACGAUAUUAUCAUCGCAUGGGGUCUGUACUAUCUGUUCGCCUCUAUGACAAAUAAACUACCGUGGGAAGAUUGCAAUGAUUGUGCCUGUAAACUAUACAGCAGCAAUAACUCACUAACCAAUAUCACCUGGUUAAAUUCUUCAGAUCUAAAUUGUACUAAAAGUGCUGGUAUUGGUGACUGGGGAAUAUUGAAAUGGGAUCUUAGUUUGUGUAAUUUGUUGAGUUGGUGUAUUGUCUUCUUUGUUUUGAGUAAAGGAAUCCAAUCUCUUGGAAAGGUAGUUUAUGUAACUGCCACGUUCCCCUAUGUCUUACUAACAAUCUUAUUGAUAAGAGGAUGUUUAUUGGAAGGGGCAAUAGAUGGAAUCAAAUUUUACCUGACCCCUGAUUUAUCCAGACUCACUGAUGCCACUGUAUGGAGUGAUGCAGCUGUUCAGAUCUUCUUUUCCUUGAGUGCGUGUCAGGGUGGUCUAAUGGCCAUGGCAAGCUAUAAUAAAUUCACCAACAAUGUUUUGAGAGACGCAAUAAUGAUACCAAUCAUAAAUUGCUGCACGAGUUUCUACGCUGGUUUCGUGGUGUUUUCAGUAUUAGGGUAUAUGGCGCACGAAAGAGGCCUGCCAGUUGCUAACGUAACGCAAGGUGGACCUGGAUUGGCUUUUGUGGUGUAUCCUGAAGCUUUGACAAAGAUGCCAAUCUCUCCUUUAUGGUCAAUCCUUUUCUUCCUGAUGUUAUGUACGCUUGGAUUCAGUAGUCAAUUCUCCACAGCCGAGACGUUUAUGACUGGUUUUAUAGAUGAGUUCCCGGGAUUAUUAAAUACUGGUAAACGAAGAGUAUUAUUUAGAGCCUGUGUAUGUGGUGCUGGUUUUCUACUUGGUUUGCCAAUGUUAACUCAGGGUGGCAGUUAUUUACUAGAUCUGGUUGAUGCCUAUAUUCUCGGCUUCCCAACGCUGUUUGUUGGUCUGUUAGAAACAGUGGUAAUUUGUUGGGUGUAUGGUAAGUAUGAUAUUUAUUUUAAAGGGGUUGGGAUUAAGAAUUUCGGUCGGAAUUAUGUGUUUCAUUUAAUAUAG
Molecule: messenger RNA, 1365 nt
Organism: Lottia gigantea (owl limpet)
Lineage: Eukaryota; Metazoa; Mollusca; Gastropoda; Lottiidae
Exons: 9
Biological process (GO): sodium ion transmembrane transport
Cellular component (GO): membrane
Source: RefSeq, a predicted model, not a curated record